UUCGGCUAUUUCCGGAUGCGAAGGGCUGGACGGUGCCAGUCCUGCCAAAACACUCGUUACUGCUGUGGGAUAGACACCUUAACACCAGCAGGAUGAAUGGCCAGCUGGACCUGAGUGGAAAGCUGAUCAUUAAGGCUCAGCUGGGUGAUGACAUCCGUCGCAUCCCCAUCCACAAUGAGGACAUUACCUACGAUGAGCUCCUGCUCAUGAUGCAGCGUGUUUUCCGUGGCCAGCUCCAGAGCAGUGAUGAAGUCACCAUCAAGUACAAGGAUGAAGAUGAUGACCUCAUUACGAUAUUUGAUAGUUCUGAUCUGUCCUUUGCCAUCCAGUGCAGCAGAAUAUUGAAGCUCACUCUGUUUGUAAAUGGGCAGCCGCGUCCGCUGGAGUCGUCUCAGGUGAAGCACUUGCGCAAGGAGCUGAUCCAGUUAAGGAACAGAAUCAACAGCCUAUUGGACAGUCUAGAGCCACCUGCAGAGCCCGCACUGGAGAACAACAACCCACAGAUGGAAUGUGUGGAGACUGUCGAUGCUGCAGUGAAGCAGGCCCCUCCUGUUAGUGCUGCCAGCAUGUCUGCUUUUGACCCCCUGAAAAACCAGGAGGUCAGCAAGAAUGUCAUCUCAGCAUUUGGGUUGUCUGAUGAGCCCGCUCCAGCCCCAGCAGUAGCAGCAGCAGCUGUAGCGGAGGAGCGCUCUGGAACUCCUGACAGUAUUAACUCAACUUCCUCAGCUGCUCAUCCUUCUGCUGGUGCCACUCAGGGUGCCGCACCUUACUCAGGAGUCCAACAGCCUUCUGCUGCUACAGUGGAUGGUCAGAUGUAUCAGCAGUAUCAGGCUCCGGGUGGAUACCCCCCUCAGCAGUCAACCACUCCUCAGCAGCAGUAUGGCAUACAGUAUCCUGGUGGUUACACUACUCAGCCUGGUGGUCCUCAAGCCCCGCCCCCUCAACAACAGUUCCAGAAUUACCCCACCCCAACAUCUCAGGCUCAGGCUCAGGCUGCUGCUCCUGGCGCCGCUCCUGGAUUCAGUGGUCAACCACAGGGCAAUCCCCCUCAGGGAGCUGGCCAAUACCCACCCUCUCAGUUUCCACCUCAAAGCUAUGCUUCCCAGGCCCCCCAGCAACCAGCCAACUACAGCCUUCCACCCACUUCCCAAACUGGCCCGGGGUAUCAGCCUCGUCCUGCAUAUACCCAGCCUCCAGGUGUGACUCCACCCCCUGGGAGCUCCAAUCCCUAUGCCCGCAACCGCCCCCCAUACGGCCAGGGCUACGCCCAGCCCGGGCCCGGGUACCGGUAAAAUCUAGCAGCAGCACUCGGAGAACAAAUCAUAGUAACCCCAUAUCCUGCGUUUGGUGUGUGUGUGUGAAUGUGAAUGAAAGAAAUGAAGUGGUGUAUGAUUGCACAGUUGAGACCAAAUGGUGUAGGAGUUUGCAGGUGUAUGUUGAUCAGCUGUGUGAGGAAGACGCUGUGCAUGAAUGUGUGUUGGUGUGAGUAUGUGUUUUAUUUUAACUCUUUGUCUCCUCGCUGGUGUUUUUGUGUGUUAAAUCAGCUUUUUGUUAAAACACUAGAUUUAAUCACAGCUGAAGGAAAUGACAUAGUUUAGUUUUUCUUCCCCCAGUAUUCACCUUUUUGUCUUUUGCCUUCUGGUUUUUAGUAAUUCUUGACUGGUCCUCUGCAGUGGCACAAGUCAUUCUGUAUAAACUGUAACAUUUGUUUUCUGGAGGUAAAUAAAGACUAUGAGACUAAAA
This is a messenger RNA of Trichomycterus rosablanca, 1743 nucleotides long. RefSeq names its product trafficking from ER to golgi regulator (gene tfg). Lineage: Eukaryota; Metazoa; Chordata; Actinopteri; Siluriformes; Trichomycteridae. Gene Ontology annotation, cellular component: endoplasmic reticulum exit site. The transcript is spliced from 8 exons. Gene Ontology annotation, molecular function: identical protein binding. Gene Ontology annotation, biological process: COPII vesicle coat assembly; endoplasmic reticulum to Golgi vesicle-mediated transport. The record is from RefSeq and is a predicted model, not a curated record. The coding region runs from base 93 to 1292 and encodes 399 amino acids.